CUAAGGUGAGAGCAGCAGACAGAGCUGCACGGAGCAAAGCCUCAGCAGCCUGACGGGGAGGUAGGAGUUGAGAAGUUUCUUUGGGGACGUGCACAGAAUGGUGCUUGCAGCACUCUGGAGGAAAUGGAGACUGAGAUGGUUUUACUGCAUUUCUUCAAAUUUGGCAAGGGUAUAAACCUUCAAGUCAGCGGGACUGCUCUGGUACCCGCAUGGCCCCUCAGUAUGCCAACACAGAAGAUGUAUUAACUUUGCCUCCUAGAGCCCUUCAGCGAGAGCCUGUCCUGGUGAGGGUAGGUUUGAAGUCACUGGCUGCCUGCAGAGUCCCAGGCUCCCCGUGUCCCAUCCAGUCGAGAGCGGGAGAGCGGUCAGGUGACCAAAUGACGCAGCCGCCUCCACUGAGAAGAGCUGUCUCAUGUGCCAUGCACAGCAGCCCCACACGUCUCCAGAGGUGCUGGCCGGAGCCCCCGAGGUGGCUGUGAAGUGCUGGUCCCUGCCCCUACUGGCAAUGCCACUGCAAACACCAAUGUGGCUCAUCUCGCUGCCUUUGCCACAAGAAAGUCACUGGAAUAACACAAGAAAUGUACUGGGCCUAAACAAAUUAAAGAUGAAAGACAACUGAAGUGUUCAAUGUGUAUGUCACGCCCUCUGAUGCUGAGAUUAGUCCCUUAAUCACCAACGCUGAGGAAAACAGCUCCAUCCAAAGGAGGACUUACGAAGGCAAUCCAGGUUGUUUGGUAACUAAUUAGGACCUCCUCCACAAACAGAAUCGCAGAUCCUCCAGGCCACCCGAGGAACGGUAUAAAAGUGCUCAGGACUCAGAACGCUUCCAAACAUUUCUGUGGACUUCAUCUCCUCGGUGAACCGGGUUUACCUCCACCCCAGAAAGAUGACUUUCUCCAGCCUGUCCUAUCCAGAAUGUGGGGUGGCCCGACCCAGUCCAGUUACUGGCAGCUCCAACGAGCCGUGCGUUAGGCAGUGCCCUGACUCCGAAGUGGUGAUCAGCCCCUCACCGGUUGUCGUGACCCUCCCCGGACCAAUUCUCAGCAAUUUCCCUCAGCAGAGUGACGUGGCAGCCGUAGGAGCACCUGUGGUCGGAGCUGGUUUCGGAGGCUCAUUCGGUUUGGGGGGAUUGUACGGCUAUGGAGGCCAUUACGGAGGAUUGUAUGGUUUAGGGAGAUUAGGUGGUUACGGGGGCCUUUACGGUUACAGGGGAUUAUUGGGCCAUGGGGGAUACUAUGGUUACCCGGGCCUUUACGGUUAUGGUGGAUUAUUGGGCUAUGGGGGACACUGUGGUUACCCGGGCCUAUAUGGUUAUGGUGGAUUAUGUGGUUCCGGGAUAUCUUCCCAUAGGUACCUCAAUGGAAGCUUUGGGCCAUGUUAAACCUGCCAGGAAUAUUCGUGGAAGAAGGAAGAACCAGGAAAUGAACAGCCAGAUACAGAUUCACCCCUGAUCUUUUGGGCAUGGCUUUCAGAAGUGCUGGGCAAACAGGGCUCCAGCUGAAUUCAGUGGAGCUGUGUGUGCUCAGCACCUUGAGCUGAUAGCCAUGCUGCAUUUCUAAUGUUACGCUUUAUGAGUCUUUCCGCCAAAGCUUUCUCAACCAUG
This is a messenger RNA of Mauremys mutica (yellowpond turtle), 1603 nucleotides long. RefSeq names its product claw keratin-like. Gene Ontology annotation, cellular component: intermediate filament. The coding region runs from base 887 to 1381 and encodes 164 amino acids. The transcript has 3 exons. NCBI's taxonomy places the organism in Eukaryota, Metazoa, Chordata, Testudines, Geoemydidae. The record is from RefSeq and is a predicted model, not a curated record. Gene Ontology annotation, molecular function: structural constituent of cytoskeleton.